AUCUCAUUCUCACUCACACUACUUGCUAGUCUUGUCUUAAUAAAGGAAUCCAACGGCUGUAAAUCAUUCAGGUUUACAGAACCAAGUCUAUUCCAUGUUCCACCAGAUAACUACUUCCCUACCGAACCAAACUACCUCUCUUUUCACUCGACACGAGCCCUCGAACAUCUCUCCUAUUCUUCUCUCGCCACAUUCACGACUUCGUAUCCGGAAACUGCUUUCUGGCUCGCCGAGAAACCGAUCAUCGAUCGCCGGGAAAAUAUCUCCGGCGGUCGUAAUGGCGGAGGCAGUGGUGGUUUUUGACUUUGACCGGACAAUAAUCGAUGGGGAUAGUGAUCGCUGGGUUGUCACACAAAUGGGUCUGACCCAGCUGUUCGAAGAGCUUCGCCCUACUUUGUCUUGGAACUCGUUGAUGGACAGGAUGAUGUUGGAGCUUCAUUCACAAGGAAAGACUCCCUCAGAUAUUGCUGAGUGCCUGCACAAAGCUCCAAUACAUCCACGUAUUGUUGCAGCCAUCAAGUCUGCCCAUACUCUUGGAUGUGACCUGAGGAUAAUCAGUGAUGCAAAUCAGUUCUUUAUUGAGAAGAUAUUGGAACAUCAUGAUUUAUUGGGAUGCUUUUCACAAAUCGACACAAACCGGACAGUUAUAGAUGAAGAGAAAAGACUUAGAAUUUUCCCUUAUCACGACUUGAGCUCACCCCAUGAUUGCAAUCUGUGCCCAUUAAAUAUGUGCAAGGGCCUGGUCAUUGACCAAAUCCGAGCUAUUGCAGCUGAAAGUGGGAGAAGAAGAUUUAUUUACCUUGGAGAUGGAAGUGGAGAUUACUGCCCAACUCUAAGGCUUUCAAAAGGAGAUCAUGUCAUGCCAAGAAAGAACUAUCCACUGUCGAAGCGCAUUUGCAGCAACCAAACACUUAUCAAGGCUGAAAUUCAUGAAUGGAGCAAUGGAGAGGAGCUUGAAAAGAUCCUUCUUCAUCUCAUUAACACAAGAACCACUGAAGAAAUAACUAUUGACAAUGGAAAUCACUUGGGACGCUGAGUCUUGGAAAAUCAUCUCUUAAUGGGUUUUUUCUUUAUUCUAUGACUUGUGAUUCAUCUGCUGAGUCAGGUAGGUUUUCUUGAAUUAGGAACUACUUUUUUCUAUUUCAGAUUACUCAACCAAACAUUUGCCUAACUGGUAAGUAGCUUCUGCGCUAGGAUGGAAACCGACUGGCUAUGUUAGGCAUGUACUUGGAGAAAUCCACAUGAUUUGGUAUCUGACCCUCCAGCUUAGGAACUAUUAGCUAAAUGUUGUUGUAUUAAUUGCUUGUUGUUAUUCCAUUAUUUGUUUAUGAGGAAAUAACACAAAUAUCUCUUAGGCCAUUUCAUAGAAUAAAAGAGCACCCUUCCUUGGGUUAAUCACAGUUAAUCACAGUAAAUGUACUAGUCACAGUGAAUGUUCUAUUUCAGAAUUAUUGAGUUCUGAGCUCUAUA
Molecule: messenger RNA, 1470 nt
Organism: Cannabis sativa
Lineage: Eukaryota; Viridiplantae; Streptophyta; Magnoliopsida; Rosales; Cannabaceae
Product: thiamine phosphate phosphatase-like protein
Exons: 4
Coding region: 95-1036 (313 amino acids)
Molecular function (GO): phosphatase activity
Source: RefSeq, a predicted model, not a curated record